Messenger RNA from Trematomus bernacchii (emerald rockcod), 4477 nucleotides. RefSeq lists its product as uncharacterized. The transcript is spliced from 14 exons. Lineage: Eukaryota; Metazoa; Chordata; Actinopteri; Perciformes; Nototheniidae. The coding region runs from base 924 to 3572 and encodes 882 amino acids. The record is from RefSeq and is a predicted model, not a curated record.
UUUCCCUUCAAUUCUGAGACAACUUGUUUUCUCUGAAAUGUGGAGCGCCAAAGAGACUACACUACCCACAAUCCCCAGCUAUUGUUGUGACGACUUCUGUCCGCUUUGCGAUUACAUUACCCACAAUCCUCAGGUACCGUCGUAAAGACGGCAUACCUUUGCACUUUACGUGACCAAACCUGGAUGAGAGAGUCGCAGUUCUUCAGAAUCAAGGUAAGAGCAUGGGUAACACAUAGUUAUAGGAAAUAAACUUAGCCACGAAUAUAUAUAACAAAUGAACUCGCCUGAGCUAGCUUGCUAGCUAGCUAGCUAGAACACGCAAUGCAAUUUCUCCAUAGGAUUUUGGAAAAUAGCUCGAAAUAAGGUCUGUGGUUGACACACAUUUAAGAGACGGAUCACGUUUUGUUCAGCCGGAUAAUCUCCACAUGUCUACUCUGCUUUUAUAAUUUUCGAAUCGUAAAUCUAUUAAUAAUACUUUGUAUACAUGUGUUUUUAGUAUUAAUAGUAAUAAUACUUUUAUAAUUUUUGUACAAAUUACUUAUUUAAAUGACUGGUGGCAGUGAUUUUGCUGUGCGAUGGUGUGAAAAUACCUUUAAUGACAACAGUAGUAAGCAUUAAUUGGUUAUUAGCCAAGUAGAAAAUUGUAAACAACAACAAUUACACUGGCAUUGUUUGUUUAUUUUUGAGUUUCUAAAUUAUGUUGUUUUCUCUCAACAGAUCCUGCAAUUUGUUCUCCAAAAAACAACCCUUUGUUUUUCCAAACUCCAAACAACCCAAAGGCACUUUUAAGAGCCAAGUCUGUCUUGUUAAACUGUCCUUGCUGUGUUGUACUUGAUAGUCUCUUCCUAUCUCUCUAUUUAUUUCUCUGUCUAACUCUGUUGUCAGUCUUUCUUCUGUGUCUCUGUCUGUGUCUCUUCACUAUAAUGAGUGAUUCUGAUCUUGAGGAUCUCCUGAGAAGCGCAGAUGAGCUGGUUGAGCAGAAAGAGUUAAGGGAUGACCUACGGAGUGAUGAUGAUUUGCUUUGUAAAGUGGAAGCAGCAACAGCAGCAGCAGCAGCAGCAGCAGCAGCAGCAGCAGCAGCAGCAGCAGCAGCAGUGUCAAUGAUGUGCUGGAAGAAGAGAGACAGUGAGGGAAACUUGAUCUUUGCAAGACCACGUUCAACCCGGAAUGUCUCAAAUCAGGCUGGCUGCAGUCGUAACACUGAUCCCCCCGUUGAUGCUCCUGACCCUGACUGUGAUCUGGUCUUUGCUCCAGCUAUCGCUCCAGAGACUGUUGAGGGGUUUCUACGAGAUCUCCAGCAGUCUCUGAGCGAUACUACAGGAGAUGAGGUGGUAGCACAAACCCCAAGUGCUUCUCUGCUGGCAUCGACCAACUGGAGCACUCGAAAAAGUUUUUUUUCAGAGAGCUGGAGGGCAGCGAGACCACAUCUGGUUAACACCGUAGUGGCCCAAGCAAAUGUGGGAACACACAUUUGCCAACAGUGUUGGAGCAAAACGUCUGUUGUCCGGUGCCGGGAUUGCCGACCACAUCCCUUCUUCUGUGCUGACUGUGAUGUCAGCAUGCACACCAGACACCCCCUCCACAACAGAGAUGCUACUACUGCAGGUUACUUCCAGCCAUUGGCCCCAACAACACAUGUACUAAAUAUGGCCCUUUGCUCCUGUGUGCGGUUUGUACCUGUGGAGAUCCCGGACCAAAUCUGUGGUUGUGCAUCAGAGUCAUUGAGCCUCAAGCCAGGAAAGACUGUGACUGUGAUCACAAUGAAUGGACGAUAUGAGCUAAGCAUGCCAGAGUUGGCUUGUGAAGCAUGCGCUGCGACAUGGACGACUGGGGUUGACGACUUUCUUCGGAGUGACUACUGGCCAGCUACCCUUCACUUCACCACCAUUUAUGCCACAGAUGUUUUCUUCUCAUUUGAAGAAAUGAAAAUGGCUGCACCUGGACUAUCCUUUCAGGCAUAUUUAAGGAUGCUCGAUCAGCGAACGUUGCGCUUCGGCCGUACUGGGAAGAUCUCAACUGACAGCUUCAUCAAAAGUUUCUUUGAGUGGGAGGCUGUGCGUUAUGAGGUCGACAUCAUGUGCAAGGAGGAGCCCUUCACCUGUCCUGCGUGUAGCCCUGAUAUGCUUGCAGUUUCCGUGGAUGGAAACCGCAAGCAUUACCGUUUCAAGAAUGCAGCUAGAUCUGAGGAACAGGCCAUCUUUGACGGUGUCUUUAUAGCCAGGGAUGAAGACGUCUCAAGAUUUGUGGACUAUAUACACACCACAACCAAACAUGUCUCCGGAAGAGGUGUUUGUGGAGGACAGUGGUCGGCAGCCAGAGAGACCUCCCAAAAAUCAGCCGGCAAGCUGGAUGAGGAGGGAUUAGAGCUUGCCGUCUGUCGACAUGGAGUGCUCCUCUGUGCUCUCAAUAUGUACAGGGGAGAAAUCUUUGCUUAUCCCCUGUACCUACAGAAAAAGCUGGCCAGUAGUAUGUUCUUUUGCAUGGAUGUGACCUGCAAAUAUUGGCCCUACCUCCAGAGAAUCACAAAAAGCUGUCCAGAGCUCCAGCAUCUUCUCAACAUGAAGCCCUUUCUCUCAGUGUUUCAUGCCAAAGCGCAUGACUUCAAAUGUGAAGUGAAAUGGAGUGGGGCAUAUCAAGAGGGGGCUGGACUAACCCUAGGGGAGGAGGUGGAACAGGUCAAUGCCUUCCUCUCACGGAUAGCAGUGACCACAAAACACAUGUCAAAAGCAGGACGUACAGACAUGCUGACGCUGAUGGCCAUGCGCUGGAAUCAGCAAAAAGUCAGCAACUUGGCCACCUCACUGUCCCGCAGAUAUCUGAAGACCACAAAAGCUCUGGAAAAGCAAUUGCAGAACCUGGAGUCCAUGAAGGCUGAGUUGGCAGUGACUGAAAAGCAGCUGGAAGACUGGGUCAGAGAUGUGAAUGAGUGGGCAGAAACAACAACAAACAACCCAAGGGAUGCUGCUGCCUUGGCCAGCAAGAUCGAAAUGCUGACAGUAAGUGUCAAGAGACGUUCGCAGCGUCUCUACAAAGACACAGACAGCAACAAAGGUCGUUCCCGGAUCCGCCGCAAGAUCAGGGAUGAGAAAGGGGUCCUGACAGCCACAGUUGAGAAAUACAACUCAAUGGUUCCAAGCACAGAAGCGCUGUGCCUCGAAGCCAUUCUGUCUGUGGAGAAAGCUUGGCCAUGGCAGCUACCAAACAGUGACUCUUUCGACCUCAGGACAAAGAGAAGAGCAUUCGACCUUGUCAUGGCAGUGAAGAGACUACAGGAGGAGAAGAAGAUUCUCGUCACAGAAAUGAACCAACACUGGAAGGUCCUUUCAACCCGCAGUGAUUCCCUGAAAGAGAUGUCCUGCCUGCAAAAUUCACCAUUGGGCCUGAGCGAAGACGGGAUGAAAGGUCUUCAGAGCAUGUUUAGGAAAAAGCAGCACGACAUCGGAGAAAUGAAGACUCAUGCUAGACGAUGCUAUCUGCAGCUUUUGACUGGAGCAGAGACCAUCAGCUUCUUGCAAAGUCUUUCAGAUGAGUCUUCUGACUGCGACUCUGACAGCUCUGAUGACACACGGUGAAGCCCCCUCCAGACUACCUUCUAUUUAACAUCUACAUGCUCCCCCUCUGUGAAAUACUCCGCCAACAUGGUCUCAACUUCCACUCCUAUGCCGACGACACCCAACUCUACAUCAGUACCAAUCCAUCAUCCCAGCUGUCACUAGUCAACUGCCUCCGCAACAUCCAAACCUGGAUGUCAACAAACCUACUGAAACUCAACAAAAACAAAACAGAGCUCAUGGUUGUGGCCCCAAAAACACUGCUCCGGAAGGUUGGAGAUCUGCUCCUCACCGUCGAUGGCUGCUCCAUCCAGCCUGGGCGUCACUCUGGACUCUAGCCUCACCUUCAACUCCCACAUCAGGUCUACUGUCAAAACUGCUUUUUUUCACCUUCGAAACAUCUCCAGACUCCGGCCCUCUCUCCCCGACCCCGUUGCAGAAACAUUAAUACAUACCUUCAUCUCCUCACGCCUGGACUACUGCAAUGGAGUUCUGUUCGGGGUCACCUGCAAAGCCCUGGACAGGCUCCAGUACGUCCAGAACUCUGCAGCCAGGCUCCUCACCCGCACUAAGCCCUGGCAACACAUCACCCCCAUCCUCCUCCACCUUCACUGGCUCCCGGUCAAGUCACGCAUCCAGUACAAACUCCUCCUGCUAACCUACACAUCUCUCCACUCCCUAGCCCCUGCAUACAUCUCUGACCUCCUUCAGCCCUACACCCCCUCUCGUCAGCUGCGGUCCUCCGACAAAAAAAAAUGACACAUUUCUUAAUGUCUUAAUAUGUAUGUCCAGUAAGUUAUUCUUCAGGUUGUUGAUAUGCUGUUGAAGGCAUUUUUUAUCAUUUCAUUUUAUUCAGAUGUUAUUACAUGUCUACUCUGAAACACUAUGUAAACAAGGUCCCAUAACAAUAAAGUUGAUAAAAAUUG